Molecule: messenger RNA, 1454 nt
Organism: Sorghum bicolor (sorghum)
Lineage: Eukaryota; Viridiplantae; Streptophyta; Magnoliopsida; Poales; Poaceae
Product: putative hydrolase C777.06c
Exons: 10
Coding region: 93-1073 (326 amino acids)
Source: RefSeq, a predicted model, not a curated record
UGCAAAUCCCGUCGUCGUAUUGUACUCCGUGCCGCAGGCUUCACAUCCUCCGCCUCGCCACGGUCGCUCGCGGUCUCGCUCCGGCAAACCCAAUGGCCGCUGCCAUCCCCAACGGCCACACCGCCGGCGGCGACGACGCGCCCCCUCCCGCUUCGUCGUCGCUGGUGUUCCUGGGCACGGGGUGCUCGAGCGCGGUCCCGAACGCGCGGUGCCUGAUCCAGCCCCCCGACCCGCCCUGCUCCGUCUGCUCCCAGUCCCUCUCCGUCCCGCCCGAGCUAAACCCUAACUACAGAUGCAAUACUUCUCUUUUGAUUGACUAUUGCCAAGAUGAAGGUGCACAUAAGUAUAUUAUAAUUGAUGUGGGGAAGACAUUCAGAGAACAAGUUCUGCGAUGGUUUGUUCGCCACAAAAUCCCUUGCGUUGAUUCUAUUCUUCUGACCCAUGAACAUGCAGAUGCAAUCUUGGGCCUUGAUGAUGUUCGGGUCGUACAGCCAUUUAGUCCCACAAAUGAUAUUGAUCCAACCCCAAUUUAUCUCUCUCAAUUUGCUAUGGACAGCAUCUCCCAAAAGUUCCCUUAUUUGGUCAAAAAGAAGUUAAAGGAAGGGGAGGAAAUCAGGCGAGUUGCCCAACUUGACUGGAAAAUAAUUGAGAGUGAUAUUCAGAAACCAUUUAUAACUUCAGGGCUAGAGUUUGUUCCCUUGCCGGUGAUCCAUGGUGAAGACUACAUUUGUUUGGGUUUCCUUUUUGGAAGAAAAUCAAAAGUUGCUUACAUAUCAGAUGUUUCGCGGUUUCCCCCAAGCACAGAAUAUGCAAUUUCGAAGUGUGGAGGGGGCCAACUGGAUUUGCUCAUAUUGGAUUGCCUGUACAGGACAGGUUCUCACAAUGUGCACCUAUGUUGGGACCAGACACUAGAUGCUGUUAGGAGGAUUUGCCCCAAAAGAGCAUUGCUCAUUGGGAUGACCCAUGAGAUGGAUCAUCACAAGGACAACCAAACAUUGGAAGAAUGGUCCAGGAGGGAAGGGAUAGAUGUGCAGCUAGCUCGUGAUGGCCUGCGUGUCUACAUUGAUCUGUAACCGUGAAAGGACCAUGCCAUACUCAGUGAACCGCGCCAGGCUUUUUGGCUGAUGUUAACAUCCAGUCCCUCUUGUGAAGAAAGUACAAUACAAACUGACUAAAAAGGCGAACAACCUGUUUGGUGCAUCAUUCUUCGUGCGCAACAAGUAGAUAUAUAAUAGCCUAUUUUAUGUUUCGCUAGUUUAUACGUGAAUCCCCGAAUAAUAGUUGGAUGUUCUUGUCAAUUGUAAGCUACGCUGCACUAGACGCAUGUGCACCAAUCGAAUUGAGCAUGUGAAUUUUCCCUCCGACGCGCCUGAGUCGAGUACUGUAUUUCGUAAGAGGAAAAUCGAUUGAGCAUGUGAGUACCACACAGCUUUUUUAGUCCAAUGGUUAAAAUC